Mollisia scopiformis is the source of this 693-nucleotide messenger RNA. RefSeq names its product TIM21-domain-containing protein. The transcript is spliced from 4 exons. The record is from RefSeq and is a predicted model, not a curated record. Gene Ontology annotation, cellular component: TIM23 mitochondrial import inner membrane translocase complex. Gene Ontology annotation, biological process: protein import into mitochondrial matrix. Bases 1 to 693 code for a protein of 230 amino acids. NCBI's taxonomy places the organism in Eukaryota, Fungi, Ascomycota, Leotiomycetes, Helotiales, Mollisiaceae.
AUGAGUACGCUAUGCAGACCACCUCAAUCGCUGUUCAAGUUCCCUGCCACACUUCGCUCGAUAGCAGGACUACGACUCUAUGCCACCCAAACAGGCCUCGGAACUUCAUCAGCGACACAUCGUCCGAGAAGAAAAGCUGUCACCCCCUUUAACGACGACGGCAGAGUGGCUUGGGGGGACCUGACUGCAGGGGAGAAAGCUGCCAGGACGACCCAGCAAACAUUCAAUUUUGGCUUCAUUUUUCUGGGUGCAAUUUUGACUGGAGGUGUAGCAUUCGUGUUGUAUACCGAAGUCUUCUCUGCUGAUAGCAAGACCCGCGUCUUCAACAGAGCCGUCGACGAAGUGAAGAAAGAUUCACGAUGUACAGCCCUUCUCGGUGAUGGAAAGAAAAUCAUUGCUUAUGGAGAGCCAACAUGGAAUAAAUGGGCGAGGGCAAGGCCUUUAGCUUCUAGCCUACGAAAGGACCAAUAUGGCGUUGAUCAUCUUAUUUUGCAUUUCAAUGUUGAAGGGCCCUCGAAUAAGGGAGUUGUGAAUCUGCAUAUGAUCAAAAAACCUUCCGAUGACGAGUUCGUCUACAAAUACCUAGCGUUGGAUGUCAAAGGACAUCAACGAGUCUACCUGGAGAAUACCGAUGCGUCCCCUAACAGCCCUGCCAAGAGCAAGACGAAGUUCUUCGGUGUAUCGUGGCGCUAG